This is a messenger RNA of Cucumis sativus (cucumber), 852 nucleotides long. RefSeq lists its product as uncharacterized. Bases 1 to 852 code for a protein of 283 amino acids. The transcript has a single exon. The record is from RefSeq and is a predicted model, not a curated record. NCBI's taxonomy places the organism in Eukaryota, Viridiplantae, Streptophyta, Magnoliopsida, Cucurbitales, Cucurbitaceae.
AUGAAGCAAUUAUCCAAAUCCAUUUCCAGUCCCAGUCGAACCGACCUGUUUCCGCCGCCAUUGAUGAGCUUCCUCAGAGCCGAUGCCGGAAAUCGUAGUAAAAGCAGUCGGUCUCGCUCCAGUCCGAUCUUCGUCGGGAAGAAGAACGUCGCCAUUGAAACUCAAGAACCGUCCUCUCCGAAGGUUACUUGUAUGGGACAAGUCCGCACCAAUAAACACUCUUCUAAUAAAACUCCUGCCGUUCGUUGCCGGUGGAUUAGAAGCGUCCUUUCUUUCAAUCGACGUCAUUGUCGAACGUUCUGGAACAGGUCGGCGAUGCUCUGCCGAGGAAAACGUGAAAUUAGACGGAUCUCUGAAUCUCGCGUCGGAAACGAAGCGGAAGAUUCGGAGAAAGAUGAAGAGGAGGACGACGGAAGAGAUGGAGAUGCGGUUUAUUCGUCGUUUUCGGUGCCAUCGCCGCCGAAAAACGCUCUCAUUCUGUCGAGAUGUAGAUCUGCGCCAAAUCGCUCGUCGUUUAACGGUACUCGGUACCGGAGUUCGUCGAUUACAAGCGACGGAACUGUCGAAGUCGAAGAAGAAGAGAAAACAGAGGGCGGUUUUAGAAACAACGCAGCUUCAAAAAUAGAGUUAGGAAAGUCGGAGCGAUUGUUGAAGAAAGUGGAAAGUUCGAAGGGAGAUGGAGAUUCUAAGUCUGUAAAUGGCAAUCGGAACCUGAACCUGAUUCUGACGAGAAGUAAAUCGGAACCUGGGAGAAUUGCGGAGAAACUUUACGGAGAAUUGAAUAAUCUUCAGGAAGAAAAAAGGUGGGUUAUGAAUAAGAAAAAAUGUUACAUACUGAAUAAUAACUUGUGA